Molecule: messenger RNA, 1998 nt
Organism: Cryphonectria parasitica EP155
Lineage: Eukaryota; Fungi; Ascomycota; Sordariomycetes; Diaporthales; Cryphonectriaceae
Product: CBS-domain-containing protein
Exons: 4
Coding region: 1-1998 (665 amino acids)
Molecular function (GO): protein binding
Source: RefSeq, a predicted model, not a curated record
AUGUCUACCAUUCGAGCGCCUGGGUCUUCUGCCAUUCCCAGACCUGUUCCUGUGCUUGACACGCCCAGAGAGAGCCACGCUACUAAUAGCGAAGUAGGCGGCUCUUCCACUGUCAGCGCAAGCCGACAGAAGCAAUCAAAGAGAGAUGAGGCCAUUCGUCGCAAGAUGGAGAAUGAUCUCUCCAAGAAGAAGCACCUCACCGGCCGGGCUCGACACACCCGCAAGGCCCCUCCCGGCACCGUCCUCGCCCUCAAGCCCAGCCAGGCCCUGCAGAUCAAGCCCCAGACAACCGUCGCCGAGGCGGCACAGCUGAUGGCCGCCAAGAGGGAGGACUGUGUACUGGUCACGGACGAUGAUGACAGGAUCGCCGGUAUCUUUACGGCCAAGGAUCUGGCCUUUCGCGUCGUCGGCCAGGGGCUGAAGUCGGCCAAUGUCACCAUCGCCGAGAUCAUGACCAAGAACCCCCUGUGCGCCCGCACCGACACCAGUGCCACCGAUGCGCUCGACCUCAUGGUGCGCAAGGGCUUCCGUCACCUGCCUGUCAUGGAUGAGAACCAGGACAUCUCGGGUAUUCUCGACAUCACAAAGUGUUUCUACGACGCCAUGGAGAAGCUGGAGAGGGCCUACUCGUCCUCGAGGAAGCUCUACGACGCGCUCGAGGGCGUGCAGUCCGAGCUGGGCGCCAGCCAACCCCAACAGAUCAUCUCGUACGUCGAGGCCCUGCGCGUCAAGAUGUCUGGCCCCACCCUGGAGUCCGUCCUGAACGGCGAGCCUCCCGUCACUGUCAGCGUCCGGACCUCGGUCAAGGAGGCUGCCUUCCUCAUGAAGGAGAACCACACUACUGCCCUUUUGGUCCAGGACAAUGGCUCCAUCACCGGUAUCUUCACGAGCAAGGAUGUCGUCCUCCGCGUCAUCGCCCCAGGCCUGGAUCCAUCAACCUGCAGUGUCGUCCGCGUCAUGACCCCUCAUCCCGACUUUGCGCCCAUCGACAUGAGUAUCCAGGCUGCUCUCCGAAAAAUGCACGAUGGUCACUAUCUCAACCUUCCCGUCAUGAACGAUGGCGGUGAGAUCGUGGGCAUGGUCGACGUGCUCAAGCUGACCUAUGCGACUCUGGAGCAGAUUAAUGGCAUGUCCACCACCGACAGCGAAGGUCCGGCCUGGAACAAGUUCUGGCUGUCCCUCGACCACGAGACCGAGUCCAUGGUUUCUGGCGAAGGCAACCACCACGGCCACAGCCAAGUAGGCAGCCGAUCGCUCAUGUCGCCCGAUAUCCCUAGAGAGCGUAUUGUGGACAGCGUCGCACCGGGUGACUCGGCCUCGCACGCUGGUGUAGACUCCCCUCCGCACAGUGCUCUGGACCACGGCCCCGAGCUGCUGCCGCCCGCCGAGGUCCCCUUCCCCUUCAAGUUCAAGGCUCCCAGCGGUCGCGUCCACCGUCUGCAGGUCACCGCCGCGCAGGGCAUGGACACCUUCGUCGUCAACGUCCUCUCGAAGCUCGGGUCAGAGGUUGAUGCGAUUGGUGGUGCGCCCACCGUGGAGGACGGCAAGCUCUCCAACACUGGAUUCGCCCUGAGCUAUCUGGACGACGAGGGCGACUCCGUGUCCAUCACGACCGACCAGGAUCUGCUGGAGGCGAUCCUGCUCGCGCGCCAGAACCGACGUGACAAGGUGGACCUGUUUGUGCACGAUCCCGAGAAGCCCCCCAUCGCACAGGCACCCACGCCAGCCCCCGAACCCUCGUCGGUCGUCGUUCCCACGCCUCCCGCUUCUUCGCUCCUGCGGGAGCGCAAAAAGAGGUAUGAUGACGAAGACAGCGAGGAGGACGACGAUGAGGAGGACUACUCGCCCCGCCGCGGCCGUCGCCAGCGCAACAGGCAUGCUCAGCCAGAGCAGGUUGUUCCUGGUGUGCCUAACGAGCUGCUCCUGCCUGGUGCGAUUGCCACACUCGCGGUGGUCAUCAUUGCGACGUUCACGAUUGGAAGGAUGACAAGCCGAUAG